Penicillium atrosanguineum is the source of this 1467-nucleotide messenger RNA. RefSeq names its product Zn(II)2Cys6 transcription factor. Gene Ontology annotation, cellular component: nucleus. Bases 1 to 1467 code for a protein of 488 amino acids. Gene Ontology annotation, biological process: positive regulation of transcription by RNA polymerase II. NCBI's taxonomy places the organism in Eukaryota, Fungi, Ascomycota, Eurotiomycetes, Eurotiales, Aspergillaceae. The transcript has 3 exons. The record is from RefSeq and is a predicted model, not a curated record. Gene Ontology annotation, molecular function: zinc ion binding; transcription cis-regulatory region binding; DNA-binding transcription factor activity, RNA polymerase II-specific.
AUGGCAACUCACCGCGAUAAGAACGACCCCGGGAUGUUACUCAGACUUCCCCUGCUAUCCUCUCCACAGCGCCGCCAAAAAUGCGAUGAAGCAAAGCCGGCUUGCGGCCGCUGUCUACAUGCGGGGAUCGCCUGUGAAUACACAGUCAUUUUAAAAUGGAACGGCCGCGUUCCGAGAGAGGCAAAGUCUUCUGCCAUCGGCUUUAUAUCAGAUUCGACAAGUACCAGCUUGAUUGACCGGUCGAGUAAUCCCAACUUCACACCUUCUGCGCUGGAUAUCGAGCGGCCACUCACUGCUUUAUCCUCACAAACCCAACUUCUACUCCAUCACUUCCUCACAGAGGUGUCCCAGAAUUCCAGCCACGCUUACCUCCGAGAUAAUGAAUGCCAGGACAUUCUCUCGAUGGUCCAUCAUUCCGACUCGCUGAGAUAUGCAGUGAUGGCCAUGUCGGCACUUCACCGCUCCACUCUGGUGAACGGAUUACCCGAUCAAUUCAUACCAGAAGCAACGGUCUUGAAAUUGAUUUCAACGAGUAUCAACUACCUUCGCCGGGACCUCGAGGUACCGGAUUUCCCAAGCCAGCCUCUACUUCAUACUAUUAAAACACUUUGUCACUGUGAGAUAUUCUCGGGGCGCGCCGAUUCAUCGUGGCGGGUUCAUGUCAAUGGUGCUGGUGCUUUUCUUGCAGCAAUGGCUUCACAGCAAGACCCUAACGGUCCUACAUCGGGGUCCUCGUUAUGCUCUCGGUGGUUCUGGUCCAUCCAGGCACUUGCUGCCGUAACGGACUUUGGGUUCCUAUCGGUUCAAACUAUAGGGUCAACCAUGCAAGGUGGUAGUGAUGAUUACUAUUUUGACAUCUAUACCGGCUAUUCUUCAGACCUCAACAUUGCUCUUAUGCAAAUCGGCCUCCUAGCACACCAACGCAGUAUGACCGAGAACAACAGAGAGGAUGACAACGAGUAUCAUGACCAGAUUAGAAGGCUUGAACGCGCGAUUCGGAAUAUGAUCAGCCGUGACCACGAAUUGGGGUUGAAGUUUCCCAUUCAUCAUUCGCUGGAUACCAAAACUACUAAUCAAUUCCGCGCCUGCAAUACAGCUUAUCAAACUGCUAGCUUGAUUCAUCUGUAUAGACGGGUACAAAGUUUACCUACAUUUUGCAUUGAAGUUCAAAGGUGCGUGAGGGAUAUCUUGGAUGCGGUCUGCAUGAUUCUCCCGGUGACGACACUUUCUCCUUGGAUCCUCCUGACCACACCGAUAUAUACAGCCGGCUGCGAAGCUGUUGGGUCAGAUAGGAAGGUGGUCAAGGAUCUUCUUCUGGAACUAUACUCCAAGCUGCACAUACGGAAUAUCAUCAGAGCAAUUGAAAUAUUGGAACAGCGGUGGAGAAUGCUGGACAUCUCCAAGGAUAUACUCUCAGGGCCCGAGGAUAUGAAAACUGCAGGCUUGCUGGACUUUAUACCAUAUUAA